Boeremia exigua is the source of this 1650-nucleotide messenger RNA. RefSeq names its product phosphoglycerate mutase family protein. The record is from RefSeq and is a predicted model, not a curated record. Lineage: Eukaryota; Fungi; Ascomycota; Dothideomycetes; Pleosporales; Didymellaceae. Gene Ontology annotation, molecular function: phosphatase activity. The transcript has 4 exons. The coding region runs from base 1 to 1650 and encodes 549 amino acids.
AUGGGGAAACCCCGCAUGAUUAUAUUGAUCCGCCAUGCGCAGUCCGAGGGCAACAAGAACCGCGACAUCCACCAGUUCAUCCCGGACCACCGCGUGAAGCUGACCCAGCAUGGCUGGACCCAGGCAGAGGAGGCCGGCCGCCAGCUGCGCUCGCUGCUGCGCCCGGACGACACGCUGCAGUUCUACACGUCGCCGUACCGCCGCACGCGCGAGACCACCGAGGGCAUCCUGCGCACCCUGACGUCCGACGACCCGCAGCCGUCGCCCUUCCCGCGCAACAAGAUCACCGUCUUCGAGGAGCCGCGCCUGCGCGAGCAGGACUUUGGCAACUUCCAGCCAUGCUCCGCCGAGAUGGAGAGGAUGUGGCAGGAGCGCGCCGACUACGGCCACUUCUUCUACCGCAUCCCGGACGGCGAGAGCGCGGCUGACGCUUAUGAUCGCGUCAGUGGCUUCAAUGAGAGCCUGUGGCGGCAGUUUGGCGACGAAGACUUCCCGAGCGUCUGUGUGCUGGUCACCCACGGCUUGAUGUCGCGUGUGUUCCUCAUGAAAUGGUACCACUGGUCCGUCGAGUACUUUGAGGACCUCCGCAACGUCAACCACUGCGAGUUCAUCGUCAUGAAGCAGAGCGAGACGAACAAGAAGUUUAUACUGCAGAACGAGCUGCGCACGUGGUCAGAGCUGAAGCGGCGCGCGGCUGCUGCCGGUGGGACCGCCCCGGCUUCGACAACGCCGAGCAGAACGCACUCGCAGUCCGCCCUCACAGAGUCGCCGACCAUCCCGAUACGGCGAUGGGGCGGCUGCGUGAACGGCUGCAACCACGACAAGUUCAACUGGCCGAAGCGGCCCAUGCGGAAGAACACAGUCGAGUAUCUCGGCCCACCCGCCACCACAAUCGCAACCCCCAGCCCGUCCAUCGAGGAGCACGAAGACCCCCCCGUCGCCGCGCAAGACGGCAGCAACCCCCCCGUCAUCGAAGAGCCCACGCCCUCCAAACUCCCCCGCAAACAAACCACAAAACUCGCCCACGUCACCGCGCUGCCUCCCACCCCCGCCUCCCCCAACGACGCCUCCGCCGACGCCUCCACCAGCGACGACGACGACACGCGCUCCCGCAACCCCUCCGUGCCCCGCACCUCCGCUGUCCUGCGGCACCUGCAGCCCGCGCACACCCCCGGCGAGGGCUUCUCCGACGACUCGGACUACUUCCCCGGCAUGCAGCACCUGUCCGCGACGGCCACGGGCAAGAGCAGACUCCGCGCUAGCUCGCGCCAGCGCCAGCAGAGCAAGGAGCGCAAACUGGCUCGUCGCCAGACGGAGCAGGGCUGGAAGGCCGAGAGCGGCAUGGGCACCGGCAGGCGCGCGAAUGCGCUGGGUGAUGGGGAUGAGACGUGCACGAGCGGCGUUGAGGACGCGGGGAAGGCGGCGCAGGGGGAGGAGGCGCAGACGCAGACACAGACACAGUCCCUGACGGAGCACCAGCAUGACGAGCCGAUAUUACGGGAGGCGCUGAAGGGCGACAUGCAAGUCGCCCAUGGCGCUGAGCAGGCGGUGCCCGAGGGCGAAGGGGAGGGGAGUGUGCACGCGCUGGGCGAGAAGGAGAUUGAGCGGCUGGAGGCCAAGGAGGGGUCGGUCAGGGAGCAGGUGUAUUAA